AUGGAAAGGAUCUAUCAAACAGACGGUUACGUGAAGUAUGGAUUUCCAUUCCAAGCUCUGGAUAAAGACCGCGUCAACGGACGAACUCGUGGCCCUCUCCAUGGGAUUCCUUUUUUCCUUAAGGAAAACAUGACCACUAAGUACCGCAUAGAAACAACGGCUGGCAGCUGGGCGCUGCAAGGCAGUGUUGUCCCUCGCGAUGCCUACGUAGUUCAUAAAUCGCGCAAGGCUGGCGCGUUGCUACUUGCAAAAGCCGGAAUGAGCGAAUGGGCCGAGAUUCGCAAGAUGGAUUAUUCUCAGGGAUAUGCCGCCUUUGGAGGACAAGGUCGCAUUGUCCAACCCGCGGAAAGAAAUUCUACUGUUGGCACCAAGCCCACUGUUAGCCUGACAUCCCGUUCAGGAGUACCGAUAUCCGGCCAUCAACUUGGUAGGAACGUUGGGAAAGGACAGUUCGCGACGCCACACAUACGGAAUAAUUAUACACUGGCACAGAAGGGGAAGACGCCCGGAGAGGAUUCCGCUCAAAUCGCUCAGCUUCUGGAGCUCGUCGAUCUGAUUAAAGGUGUGGUUACUACCAUCGUCAGCGGCACAGAAAUUACCGAUUAUGAGAGGAUUAUUCCUCCGGAUGGAUAG
Messenger RNA from Coccidioides posadasii C735 delta SOWgp, 633 nucleotides. NCBI's taxonomy places the organism in Eukaryota, Fungi, Ascomycota, Eurotiomycetes, Onygenales, Onygenaceae. The record is from RefSeq and is a predicted model, not a curated record.